AUUUGUUCGCGGAACGAAAACAAAUGAUAAAUUUUUGAUCCUAAAUUUAUUUGAUUCUUGAAGAUUAUGUGAAGGGAAAAAAUGUCAGCAUCACCUAACACACCGAAGGGCUUCUCUGAAGUUCAGAAUGUUACUUUCAACUGGGAUGAUUACUUGAAGGAGGUGGGAGGAGAAGCAGCUCCAGAACACUACUUCAAACAGGCUGCAGAGCCUCCAAAAAAUGAAUUUGAGCCUGGAAUGAAGAUCGAGGCAGCUGACCCGAGAAAUCUGACCUCAACAUGUGUUGCAACGGUGAUAGCAGCUGUGGGGUCAAGGUUACGUCUCAGACUUGAUGGUAGUGAUAACAAGAACGAUUUUUGGCGUCUUGUUGACAGCUCGGACCUACAUCCUAUUGGUCACAGUGAAAAACAUGGAGGGCUCCUGCAACCUCCUUUAGGUUUUAGAAUGAACCCAUCCUCCUGGCCAUCAUUUAUGCAGAAAACAUUAAAUGGUGCUGUAUGUGCUCCAGACAGUUGCUUUAGAUCUGAGCCUCCCCCUCCCCGAAGAAAUGAGUUUAAAGUUGGUAUGAAGCUGGAAGCUGUUGACAGGAAGAAUCCUAUGUUGAUUUGUCCGGCUACUGUAGGAGCUAUAAAUGGAGACCAGAUACAUGUCAGAUUUGAUGGUUGGAAAGGUGCAUUUGAUUAUUGGUGUAGAUAUGAUGAUAGAGAUAUAUUUGCUGUUGGCUGGUGUGCUAAAACAGGACAUCCAUUACAGCCUCCCGGACAGAAAGAAAAAGCUUUGCCACAGAAGCCUGUGAGAGGUCGCAUCUCAGAUUCCACGUCAAGCAUAUCACCAGUCAGCAAGAAUUCCAGUCAUCGAAAAAGUCCCUCCCCUAGACCCACUAGUCCAUCAGAUUCUGAGGGUCAGCCUGUUUCGCCACGGGAAACACACAAGUCAGUCGUCACUGUAACAGAACCAGACACAAGCUCGCCUCCCCUUGUUUGUGUGUAUGUUAACCAUGGUUGUUACUGUGGGCCUUACCUCAAUCAGCAGAAAGUGAUGCGUCUACCGUCCCAAUAUGGUCCUGCCGUUAUAACUCGGGUGCUAUAUGAUAUUCUCAAAGGUUGUCUCGAGUCAGCAAUCACAGAGAAAGAUGUGUUCACUCUCAUACCAGAAGGUCAUGGACGAGUCGUCAUAUCCGCCACCCACGGUCACAAGUCACUGACUAAGCGUGUGAUAGCUGUUGAAAAUGAUACACAAUUAUGGGACCUUCUGGAUAAACUCACUGAUGACAUGGGAUGUUGUGAGGACCUUUUUGCUGCGUCACCACUCAACAAUGUUUGCCAGAAAUGUACACGAGCGAACAGAUCUGAUUCAGAAGGUCAACAGUCCCUAGAUAGUAGAUCCACUAAAUCCAAUCCCCGUAGGCGUUGGUCUACAGAAUCUUUAGAGAGCCUCCGCAACACAAAGGCAAAAGUGCGGCGGUCAUACGAGGCAGAGGCAAGUUCCACAACAGUCGAUACGAGAACUCACAGGCCACGAGAUCCAUCAGAGUGGUCAAUAGAUGAUGUAGUAAAACACAUCUGUGAUACAGACAUGGCGCUUGCUCCACAUGCUGUACUCUUCAGAAAACAUGAGAUUGAUGGUAAAGCCUUGUUGCUGUUGAACAGUGAUAUGAUGAUGAAGUAUAUGGGACUCAAACUUGGACCUGUUCUCAAAUUGUGUAACCUCAUAGACAGAUUGCGUCAGCGCAGGUGAACAAUUUGGUGCUGAACUAUGUGUGAUACAGUGCCGGAUACUGACACAUGUGAUGUUCAUAGAGCUUACAACAAUCCAUGGAACAAAACGAGAUGUCAUCUUCAGUGAAGUUGUGUUUUCCACAAUAACUAAAAUCAUGUAUUUUUGUGACAAGAGCACAAAAUAUUAAGAGAAGAAAUUAACAAUAAAUCAAACUGAAUCCUGUUGAAAAGAUCAUGUUGUUGAAAAUAUUGUUGUUUAUAAAAUAUUCAAGGUCUUUGAGUUGUUUAUCGUCUAAUACACCACUGUACACACAGACAUUCAACUGCGCAUGUGUUAACUCCAGCAGUUAAAUAUCGAAGUAUCGGAACCAUGAACUGGAUAAACUACAAAAAGACCUUGAUUAUUUUCAUCCUAACAUAGUCAUAAAAAUAUUAUGAAAAUAAAAUAUGCUGAUUCACAUUCAUUGGGUGAUGAUGAACCUGACGUCAUGACGUAAAUAAUUGAUGUCGUAAUGGUUUCCUAUCACAGCAGGUCAAACCCAUUGUUUAUUGCAGAAUAUACAACACUUGAUAUUGUUAUUUAUUUAAGUGACAAAGUAAUCAGCCUAAGUUAGAAUCAUUGAUUUAUGUUUUGAAUUGCCAUAUUAUUGAUAAAGUGUUGCAAUAUAUUGAUACUUCUAAUCAAUGCAAGUGUUUUAGAAACAAAGUUUCAGUGAAUGGUAGCUAUAUAAUGUUUUAACAGGGAGAUAACUCUUGAGAUAAAUUAUUGUCUUUUGAUUUGUUGUUCCCUAUUAAAGUAGUUCUGCAAGUUACUAUCAGUUUUGUUCUCUAAAAUAAUAGUUGAUCAAACCAGGACUUUUUAAAAUCUCGGGAUGUAUGGAUGGUGAUAUUAGCAGAUAUUUUUUCUACAAUGUAGGUUUUAAUAAUUUUUUUGUAACUAUCGUAAAUAAACUCCUUGUUUAUAUGGAUGAUGUGAUUAUUUUUUAGAUAUUUUCGCAUAAUUUAAGAGAUCUUCAAAUUUUAAGCUGAAUUAAGGACAUCUUUUAUUUUCAAGAAAGUGUCAACAUGUUUUUUUACAGUAUUUACUUUUGUAAAGAUAAUAAAAUGUUACCAUUUUUAGCUCACCUGUCACAAAGUGACAAGGUGAGCUUUUGUGAUCGCGCGGCGUCCGUCGUCCGUCCGUGCGUCCGUGCGUCCGUAAACUUUUGCUUGUGACCACUCUAGAGGUCACAUUUUUCAUGGGAUCUUUAUGAAAGUUGGUCAGAAUGUUCAUCUUGAUGAUAUCUAGGUCAAGUUCGAAACUGGGUGACGUGCCUUCAAAAACUAGGUCAGUAGGUCUAAAAAUAGAAAAACCUUGUGACCUCUCUAGAGGCCAUAUAUUUCACAAGAUCUUCAUGAAAAUUGGUCAGAAUGUUCACCUUGAUGAUAUCUAGGUCAAGUUCGAAACUGGGUCACAUGCCAUCAAAAACUAGGUCAGUAGGUCAAAUAAUAGAAAAACCUUGUGACCUCUCUAAAGGCCACAUUUUUCAUGGGAUCUGUAUGAAAGUUGGUCUGAAUGUUCACCUUGAUGAUAUCUAGGUCAGGUUUGAAACUGGGUCACGUGCGUUCAAAAACUAGGUCAGUAGGUCUAAAAAUAGAAAAACUUUGUGACCUCUCUAGAGGCCAUAUAUUUCAUUAGAUCUUCAUGAAAAUUGGUCAGAAUGUUCACCUUGAUGAUAUCUAGGUCAGGUUCGAAAGUGGGUCAUGUGCCUUCAAAAACUAGGUCAGUAGGUCAAAUAAUAGAAAAACCUUGUGACCUCUCUAGAGGCCAUAUUUUUCAUGGGAUCUGUAUGAAAGUUGGUCUGAAUGUUCAUCUUGAUGAUAUCUAGGUCAGUUUCGAAAGUGGGUCACGUGCCUUCAAAAACUAGGUCAGUAGGUCAAAUAAUAGAAAAACCUUGUGACCUCUGUAGAGGCCAUAUUUUUCAUGGGAUCUGCAUGAAAAUUGGUCAGAAUGUUCACCUUGAUGAUAUCUAGGUCAAGUUCGAAACAGGGUCAUGUACGGUCUAAAACUAGGUCAGUAGGUCUAAAAAUAGAAAAACCUUGUGACCUCUCUAGAGGCCAUACUUGUGAAUGGAUCUGCAUAAAAAUUGGUCAGAAUGUUCACCUUGAUGAUAUCUAGGUCAAGUUUGAAACUGGGUCAUGUGCCUUAAAAAACUAGGUCAGAAGGUCAAAUAAUAAAAAAACCUUGUGACCUCUCUAGAGGCGAUACUUUUCAUGGGAUCUGUAUGAAAGUUGGUCUGAAUGUUCAUCUUGAUGAUAUCUAGGUAAAGUUCGAAACUGGGUCAACUGCGGUCAAAAACUAGGUCAGUAGGUCUAAAAUUAUUAAAAUCUUUUGACCUCUCUAGAGGCCAUAUUUUUCAAUGGAUCUUCAUGAAAAUUGAUCUGAAUGUUCACCUUGAUGAUAUCUAGGUCAGUUUCGAAACCGGGUCACGUGCGGUCAAAAACUAGGCCAGUAGGUUUAAAAAUAGAAAAACCUUGUGACCUCUCUAGAGGCCAUAUUUUUCAUGAGAUCUUCAUGAAAAUUAGUGAGAAUGUUCACCUUGAUGAUAUCUAGUUAAAAUUCAAAACAGGGUCACAUACCUUCGAAAACUAGGUUAAUAGGUCAAAUAAUAGAAAAACCUUGUGACCUCUCUAGAGACCAUAUUUUUCAAUGGAUCUUCUUGAAAAUUGGUCAGAAUUUAUAUCUUGAUAAUAUCUAGGUCAAGUUCAAAACUGGGUCACAUGAGUUCAAAAACUAGGUCACUAUGUCAAAUAAUAGAAAAAACGACGUCAUACUCAAAACUGGGUCAUGUGGGAAGAGGUGAGCGAUUCAGGACCAUCAUGGUCCUCUUGUUAUGAAUUUAUAUAUGGGUUGCCAUUGUCAAAGUUUUUUUAAGUACUUUAUGGUAAUAAAUGACAUUACACCACUAGUUUGGUUUAUCAAACUUGCAGAACUACCUUAAUAAGGUAAAGUGAAAAUGAGCCGUGCCAUGAGAAAACCAACAUAGUGGGUUUGCGACCAGCAUGGAUCCAGACCAGCCUGCGCAUCCGCGCAGUCUGGUCAGGAUCCAUGCUGUUCGCUAAUAGUUUCUCCAAUUCCAAUAGGCUUUAAAAGCGAACAGCAUGGAGCCUGACCAGACUGCGCGGAUGCGCAGGCUGGUCUGGAUCCAUGCUGGUCGCACACCCACUAUGUUGGUUUUCUCAUGGCACGGCUCAAAUAAGUUUUAACUCUGAAAUGAAAUUGAAGUUGAGACUGUGUUUGUUUGUUAUAUAUAUUGCAAAUUUGUAUAUAUAAGUUGGUAGUAACAUGGAGCUUGUAAUAUUUGCUAGGUGAUUAAAUUAUACAUUUAUUGAAUGUUUUAAUUGAUUAAUUUUUAGUGCAACUUAAACUGUUGCUAUUGGAAAUGAAUGGUGCAUAAUGUGGGAAUUUUUGAUCUGUAUAUUUGGUGCAAAUUUAUUUCUGUGUUGCCUUCAUUUGAGAAACACAUAUAGUCAUUCUUUGAGUGUCAGAUUUUGACUUUUAACUUCUAGUAUGUAUGGUGUUUGGAUAGUUUAUGGACUUUUUCUGUAUCUCAAGAAUAAAUUGUACACAUAUUUCCUGCACAUCUCUCAUAGAUAAUUUUUCUUGUGAUAUAAGAUAGGUCAGAUAUGAGAUAGUUUUUGCAACUUCAGGAUUCUUGCCUUUUUAGCUUGUCUGAUUUUUAAAAAAAUAUCUACGAGGUUUUGUCAUUGACUUGAUCAUGGGCGUUUGUUAAUUUUUUUGUUUAGGUUCGCCUUUUCUUAAAAACUGUUAACAACUAUAGCUUUGAAACUUUGCAAACUUAUUUAUCAUCAUAAGGUGACUACAUAGGCCAAGAACCAUAACGGUGAUAAGCACUUUGUCAGAAUAUGGCCCCUUUUGUACUUAAAAAAUUUGAUUUUCUUGGUUAAAAUAUUUGUUAGGGUCCGCUUUUUCCCCCAAACUAAAAAAGUUACAGCUUUUAAACUUUGCACAGUUGUUUAUCAUCAUUAGAUGAAUAAGCAGACCAAGAACCAUAACUCUGACAUGCAUUUUGUGAGAAUUUUGGUCUUUUUUAU
Molecule: messenger RNA, 5813 nt
Organism: Mercenaria mercenaria
Lineage: Eukaryota; Metazoa; Mollusca; Bivalvia; Venerida; Veneridae
Product: sex comb on midleg-like protein 2
Exons: 12
Coding region: 82-1737 (551 amino acids)
Biological process (GO): regulation of DNA-templated transcription
Cellular component (GO): nucleus
Molecular function (GO): protein binding
Source: RefSeq, a predicted model, not a curated record